Molecule: messenger RNA, 714 nt
Organism: Stegodyphus dumicola
Lineage: Eukaryota; Metazoa; Arthropoda; Arachnida; Araneae; Eresidae
Product: tRNA (guanine(10)-N(2))-methyltransferase TRMT11
Biological process (GO): methylation
Cellular component (GO): cytoplasm
Molecular function (GO): nucleic acid binding; tRNA (guanine(10)-N2)-methyltransferase activity
Source: RefSeq, a predicted model, not a curated record
GUGGACUUCUAGUUGCUGCAGCUCAUUUUGGUGGUUAUGUAUUUGGAACUGAUAUUGACUAUCUUAUGCUUCAUGGGAAAGCAAAACCUUCUAGAUUGAAUCAAAAGCAGCGAGAACCAGAUGAGAAUAUCCGAGCCAAUAUGAAACAGUAUGGAUUUGAAUCUCAGUACCUAGAUGUAAUUGUUUCAGAUGCUGCACUUCCAUUAUGGAGAAUGCCAUCAUUUUUUGAUGUCAUAAUUACAGAUCCUCCUUAUGGAAUCAGAGAACCCACUGAGAGGAUAGGUACAGAGAAAGAUUAUAAAAUACCUGAUCAUUUAGCUACCAGUCAUAUUCCGUCAAAGGUUACAUACAGUUUACAAGAUAUUAUUGAAGAUUUACUGGAUUUUAGUUCACAAUUUUUAAAGCUUCAUGGUCGUUUAGUUUAUUGGAUGCCUGCAUUUAAUGAAGAUUUUGACAAAAAAAAGUUACCAUAUCAUCCCUGUUUAGAAUUAAUCAGCUGCUGUAAACAAGCUUUGACUGGUCAUUCAUCUCGUUACCUCAUCACAAUGGAAAAAAUAAAGGAAAAUGUAAAUGCUGCAGAAAAGGCUUGUGUUCCUGAAGCUGCCUUGUCUUUCCGGAAAAAGUAUUUCGAAGCGCACAAAAAGAAAUCUUUUUUUUAAAUGUGAAUUUAUAUAUGUUUAUAUAUUUUUUAAAUAAAAUAUCAUUUUACAAGGC